GACUGCCUGCUGAGGAAGUUGUGAAGGUGCUCCGCCAGCGAAACGUCCGCGCAGUCUAGAAUCCGUCACCCGAUCGGAAGGUGCUAUAGUUGCUCGUCAGGAGUCAAGAACUUGAAAACCGAUUCGUAAGGAAAUCCGCCAUGAAGUUGACCGCUUUCUUAGAGGCUUCCUUUUUGGUGAUCUGCUGGUCGCAAGCUGUCAGUAGUCAUGUCUUCGGCUACUCUGAACCCAAUCAGCGGCGCUGGGCUCGUCAUCAUGGCCAUUGUGCGGGAAAGACCCAGUCACCCAUUGCCAUCACUACCAGCCGGACGAUAUCCGUUCACAUGCCGGCGGUGGACAUGAUUGGCUAUCACAACCUGCUUCCCUAUCCCCUUAAAAUGCUCAACAACGGGCACACGGUUUCCAUCAGCAUACCCAAGGUCAAUGUGACUGAGGUGGGCGAUGAUUUCCUGCCCUAUAUCCGGGGUGCCAAGCUGCCCGGCGAGUUUGAGUUGGAGGGCCUGCACUUCCACUGGGGCGACAAGAACAACCGGGGAUCCGAGCACGUCAUCAACGACAUCCGAUACACCAUGGAGAUGCACAUUGUGCACCGCAACAAGAAGUACGCCACCAUCGGCGAGGCUCUCAAUCACCCGGACGGUGCCGCCGUGCUGGGAUUCUUCUUCAACCUCGACGAGGACGAGGGUCCGGGUCUGGUGACCAUUAACCGGCACUUGCAUCUGAUUGCCGAUGCCAACCAGGAGGCCACGCUCAACGUCACCUUCUCUUUGUCCUCGCUGAUUGCUGGCGUGGAUGUGGACAAGUUUUACACCUAUAAGGGAUCGCUGACCACUCCACCCUGUUCGGAGGCCGUAACAUGGAUUCUCUUCCCCGAUCCCAUCCCGAUUUCUCCCAAGCAGAUCUCCCGCUUCCGCCAACUGUCGGACACGCAGGAUGGCGCCUUGGUGGACAACUUCCGGACCCUGCAGCCUGUUGGCAAUCGCAGGAUCUUCGCCAGAACUGGUCACGUGCGACACACCUCGAUCGCGGCCCUGAAACACGACAGCGACUAUCUCAAGUACGACUGGUUCUACUGAUCUAAGUGAUCUAUCGAAUCGAACUGGCAGCCGGAUGUGGAGCACUGUGCCAUCCCAUAUUAGGAUACCUCUAAAUUAAGCAUUUAUUAAGUUACACUAACAUGUAGGCUAGCAAUUCACAGAGAAUAAAAAUGUAAUAAAACUAA
This is a messenger RNA of Drosophila ficusphila, 1222 nucleotides long. RefSeq names its product carbonic anhydrase 2 (gene CAH9). Lineage: Eukaryota; Metazoa; Arthropoda; Insecta; Diptera; Drosophilidae. The transcript is spliced from 6 exons. Bases 141 to 1076 code for a protein of 311 amino acids. The record is from RefSeq and is a predicted model, not a curated record. Gene Ontology annotation, molecular function: carbonate dehydratase activity; zinc ion binding. Gene Ontology annotation, cellular component: cytoplasm.